Messenger RNA from Aureococcus anophagefferens, 2181 nucleotides. RefSeq lists its product as hypothetical. NCBI's taxonomy places the organism in Eukaryota, Pelagophyceae, Pelagomonadales, Pelagomonadaceae. The record is from RefSeq and is a predicted model, not a curated record. The transcript is spliced from 4 exons. The coding region runs from base 1 to 2181 and encodes 726 amino acids.
AUGCCGCGGCGGCCGUCCAUGGCGUCGCUGACGGACGUCGAGAGCGACAACCUCAUCCCCUACUCCGUGCGCAAGCUGCUCCAGCUGCUGAGCGAGCGCAAGACGCCCAAGUCGCGCCUCGCGAACAUCGUCAACCAGAUGAACGUCGUCGACAGCGACAUCCUCGACAAGGUGCCCCAGCACCAGGAGCAGUUCAUCGAGGACCUGACCAUCAAGGAGUCGCGCGGCGGCGCGGCGACGAUCGCGUACGGCGCGUUCGAGACGAUCUUCGAGGAGGGCGACUUCCCCGACGGCUACUACCACAUCCUCCACGGCAGCGUGCAGAUCUGGAAGGCGACGAAGCUCAGCGAGGAGGAGGUGCAGAAGCAGCGCGAGGAGGCCGGCGACGACCAGGGCAGGAAAAGAGUGCGAAAUUCCCAACUUCAAAGGCUCCGAUCUCGGCUGAUUUCCACUCGCGACGACGGCGGCGAGGGCGAGGCCUUCUACGACAAGCGGGGCAUCCACAUCUGCGACCUGGCCACGGGCUGCGGCUUCGGCGAGCUCGGCUUCCAGGGCGACCGCCAGGCCGUGCGGUCCGCGUCCGUCGUCGCCGCGGAGCGCACGAUCUGCCUCGUGAGCUCCGCGAACGUCUACCUGAAGCUCAUGGAGCUGUCGAUCAAGUCGCAGCUCCGGCGGAAGAUCGACUGGCUCGAGAACUGCGCCCUCUUCCGCCACUGGUCCGACGAGAAGCGCUACGAGUUCGCCCAGAGCCUGCGGUCCUACAAGUGCGCCAAGGGCCGCUACGUCUGCACGUCGGGCGAGCCGGCUGCGGGCGUCUGGUUCCUCAUCGGCGGCGAGAUCCGCGUGCAGACGCACCUCGACAAGGAGAAGGAGAACGAGAAGGCGCCGACGGAGCGGCGCCAGGUCGAGCUGGCGCUGCUGGGCGCGGGCGACGUCUUCGGGGUCUGCGAGCACGUCGAAGAACGGCGCGAGAUGAGCCGGUCGGCCUACGCGACCAAGGCCUCGAGCGCCUACUUCGCGGGCACGUCGGCGGUGCUGACCCUCAUGUUCGAGGACGAGGUCACGCGCCAGCUCAUGAUCGCGCUCACCAAAAAGCGGCGGAAGUGGGAGGCGCUCCGCGUCAACGUGAACCUGUCGGCGAAGACCAUGCUCAUUUCGGACUACCUCUGCGAGAGCCUCGACAAGUCGCCGAAGCGGCGGCAGCCCGCGGCGCCGCGGCCCGCGAGCCGGCCGAGCUCCGUAAAACGGCCGAGCUCCGUGAGACGCGCGGAGCGGCCGGCCGCGCCGCGGCCGCGGACGCGCGAGUCGCGGCCCGCGGCGCCGGCGCCGGCGCACCCCCUCGGCGACAUCCCCGCCAUCGACCACGACGGCUGCGGCUUCAACAAGGUCGGCGCGACGCCCGUCGCGCGGCGGCCGAGCUUCGGGUCCGGGCAGCGGAAGUCGUCGUUCGCCGCGACGUCGCGCGCGGAGGACGUGCGCGCGGCGGGCCUCGUGCCGCGGCCCGCGUCGCGGGGCCUCGACCCGCUGGCCGCGGCAGCGACGAAGCGCCCGAAGCGGGCGCCGACGAACGACGCCACGGCGCCCGCGCCGCCCGCGGGGCGGCCGGGCUCGCGCGCGCGGCCGCUCCGCGGCCGGCGCGGCAGCCGCGACGACCUGCUCGGCGCGCUGAACACGGCCCUGGGCGAGGCCGAGGACGCGCCGCCGCGGCGCGCGAGCCUCCGCAAGGCCGACGAGUCGCGGAGGACGGAGCGGCCGCGGUCGCGCGAGCCGGAGCCGCGGCGCCGCGAGACGCUGAGCUCGGGCACCUACGUGCCGGCGACGGACCAGCGGCCGGGCACGUCGUCGGCGCGCAAUGAGCUGCUCCAGAGCGCCUGGCGGGGCUUCGCGGACUCGUCGACGGUCUACGCGGGCCCGGCGUCGCGGCCGACGACCGCGUCCGCGGCGCUCGCGGCGCUCCGGGGCAGGAAGCCCGCCGAGAAGCCGCGGCGGAGCCUCGGCGACCUCGACGCGCGCUGGCCGGGCGGCGGCGCGCCCCUGGGGGGGCUCGCCGCGCUCCCGGCCGUCGACGACGCGGGCCCGCGGCCGCGCGGCGACGCGGCCGACCCCAUCCAGGUCGCCAACGACCCCCUCGGCGCCGCCGCCGCGCGCCGGACCAGCGGGCGCGAGGUUAAGGCGGCGUGA